GAUCUCCUAUCUCUCUGUGUGUAUAUAUCCAGCUGCCUAGUGUGCUCCACUGUCUUCUCCAAGAGCUGAAGAGCACAACAACAAUGGCGCCUGAUCUGAACCCCUCUCCAGAACUCAAGCAUGUCCUCCUAUGGUCAGUGCCUCUACUCAUCAUAGCUCCCACGGUAAUCUUCUUGUACAUGCAAGCCGUUGGCAAGAAGAAGAAGAACACCAUCCGUCUUCCUCCGAGUCCACUGAGGCUGCCAAUCAUAGGGCAUCUGCACCUGAUGGUGCACGAGCCCCACCGGUCGCUGCAGAGGCUGGCCCGCAGCCUAGGCCCCGUCGUCCACCUGCAGCUUGGCGGCGUCGCGGCCAUCGUGGUGUCGUCGCCGGAGGCUGCCAAGGAGGUGCUCAAGACGCAUGAUGUCCAUUGCUGCAGCCGACCCUCUUCACCAGGUGCAAAAUUGAUCACCUACGGCAACCAAGACAUCGCGUUCUCGCCGUACAACGCAAGCUGGCGCGAGAGGCGCAAGCUGUUCGUCUCGGAGCUCGUAAGCAGCAAACGCGUCCAGUCUUUCGCUUACGCACUACAAGCUCAGGUCGGCGAGCUGAUCCAAUCACUCUCACUACGGUCUCCGCCGAGGGAGCCCGUCAACCUCAACGAGACCCUCUUCACGCUCAUCGACGGCUUCAUCGGCACGGUGGCGUUCGGGAGCAUGAAGGGCGCCAAGCUCAUGAAGUACGCCAAGUUCCAGCAGGUGUUCAGCGAGGCCAUGGUCGCCCUCUCUGCCUUCUCUGCACAGGACUUCUUCCCGGCAUCGCGGAUGAGCCGGUGGUUCGAUAAGCUCGUGGGGCUGGAGGCGCGAUACCAGAGGAUAUUCCUGGAGCUGGACUCCUACUUCGAAAUGGUACUCAGCCAGCAUAUGGAUCCUGGGAGGGUGAAGACUGACAAAGAUGACCUUGUGGAUGUGUUGAUCAGUCUAUGGAAGGGGCAAGGGAAGGUCACAAAGGACCACCUCAAGGCUCUUCUAAUGGAUGCAUUUAUCGGUGGCACGACGACGAGCUCGGUGACAUUGUUGUGGGCUAUGUCUGAAUUGAUCAAGAAUCCGACGGUGAUGAAGAAGGCACAAACAGAGAUAAGGAGUUUGGUUGGCGACAAACGGAGACUAGUGCAGGUCGACGACCUCUCUAAACUCAACUACCUGAAAAUGAUCGUCAAAGAAACACUACGACUGCACCCGCCGGCGCCACUGCUUGUCCCUAGGGAGACCAUGGACCAUGUGAAGGUCCUUGGGUACGACAUCCCGACGAAGACAAGGAUCUUCGUGAACGUGUGGGCUAUGGGGAGGGACCCUGCCUGCUGGGACAAACCUGAGGAGUUUUACCCGGAGAGGUUUGACGGCGUCGACACUGAUUUCUAUGGAUCGCACUAUGAGCUCCUUCCAUUUGGCGCCGGGCGGCGGAUCUGCCCUGCUAUCCCCAUGGGCGCCACCAUCGUGGAGUUCACGCUUGCUAGCUUGCUGCAUUCGUUCGACUGGGAGUUGCCUGACGGCAUGACGAAAGAAGACGUGAGCAUGGAAGGGACUGGCAGACAGAUUUUCUGUAGGAAGACUCCCCUGUAUCUUGUUCCAUCUUUUUAUACUGGCUAAGGCAUGAAUUUAUACUGUGAAACUACAAUUUACAUCUUCGAAUGGAGAUAUCAGUAUUUUGCUC
Molecule: messenger RNA, 1692 nt
Organism: Hordeum vulgare subsp. vulgare (domesticated barley)
Lineage: Eukaryota; Viridiplantae; Streptophyta; Magnoliopsida; Poales; Poaceae
Product: 4-hydroxyphenylacetaldehyde oxime monooxygenase-like
Exons: 3
Coding region: 84-1628 (514 amino acids)
Molecular function (GO): iron ion binding; oxidoreductase activity, acting on paired donors, with incorporation or reduction of molecular oxygen; heme binding
Source: RefSeq, a predicted model, not a curated record